Molecule: messenger RNA, 2178 nt
Organism: Verticillium dahliae VdLs.17
Lineage: Eukaryota; Fungi; Ascomycota; Sordariomycetes; Glomerellales; Plectosphaerellaceae
Product: fungal specific transcription factor domain-containing protein
Exons: 3
Coding region: 1-2178 (725 amino acids)
Biological process (GO): positive regulation of transcription by RNA polymerase II; DNA-templated transcription
Cellular component (GO): nucleus
Molecular function (GO): sequence-specific DNA binding; zinc ion binding; DNA-binding transcription factor activity, RNA polymerase II-specific
Source: RefSeq, a predicted model, not a curated record
AUGCCCCAGGUUGAAGGAAUAGAAAGCUGCUCAGACUUCCCAGGCUUCGUCUUGGCCUUCGUGGAGACUGGGAAACUGGGCUCUUGGCAGUCUUAUGGUCACCAAGCCGAGACGGAAAAGACGGAUUUACUCGCGUUGACAGCCUGCGGGGGGCCCCGGAUCUCAAGCUCGGCAAAUGGGCGUCGCAUGGAGAAUCUCCAGUCUCCCCGCAGUUCUCCAGUGUUCAUUCUUUAUCCGUCCCAUCCCCAGCAAGUUUCCGCCUUGCUCUUCACUCUUUACAUUGUUUCUCAAGUUGACCAGGAAUCCGUCCCUGUCGCCCGCUUGAAACGACGCGAGUAUCUUUGCCCAGCCCAGCCUGUGCAACUGGGAUCAGCAGCAAUGGAUUCACAAGCAUCAACCCCCACAGCCGCGGCCGCCGCUCGCGUCUCCAAAUCGGCGCAACGUUCGGCGGAGAGCGCGUCCGGUUCUUCUCCUCAGCGCAUGUCACGCAAACGCAGCCUUUCGACAGCAAAUGGCGACACGCUGGGCUCACCUGGCUCUGAUGACACAAUUACCCACAACCACGGCCGAGGCAGCAAGGGCCACAAGGUCAGCAGGGCAUGUGACCACUGCAAGCAACGCAAAGCCAAGUGCAGUGGCACGAUACCGUGCGCGACCUGCUCCAGUAGGGGGUUGACGUGCCUCUAUGCGGCUCGAUACUCGAGGGGCCGUCCGCCGACCCCGCCACCUUCACGGGAUCAUCAUCCGACGGCCCCAGUUCGCCAUGUCAGUGCCAGACUGGAUCACCAGACUGAGCCCCGGGUCACUGUCUCUCGACCUGAGAAUAUGCGCUUGAGCGUCAAUCGUCUCAGUGAGAGUGUACCGGCAUCCCGUGCGUCCCCUGAGCUCGGUAUGGCGGAAAUUGAGGGACAAGUCUUUGACCCUACAUCCGGCGUGACCUUUCUCCACCGGGCAUGGAAAAGGCUAGCCAAGCAUGAUGGUGCCGUUCCUGUCAAUGACUCCCAUGCCUACGCCUCUGUCCAACACCAACCUGUUAUGCUGGCCGGAGACAGACCUCUGCCUCAGACCUCGGAAGAGGAUAUUUACAGGUUGAACUUGCCUGGCCAUCAAGACCUUGUGGAUUUGCUGGCCAUGUACUUUGAUGUCUGCAUUGCAACAUACCACAUUGUGCAUAGACCUACGGUACAGUCUUGGCUGGAGACCAUCGAAACAAAUGUCCAAGGGGGACAGGUACCUUGGCAAGGUCUUGGCAGAGCCAGGACGUCCAUCGUACUCGCCUGCCUAGCUGUAGCGACGGCACAUCGUCAAAAGUCGCGUGGUCUCGCUUCCGACCAGGUCGACGCGCUCUCACUGUCCCCAAGCGACCAUCUCUUCUGCGUUGCUGCUCAGCUCACGGAUGCGGAAACCGGGUCCCCGCGACUCGAGUCUGCUCAGGCGCGAAUAAUUCAAACCUUGUAUCUCCUGACCACCUCUCGAUUCAAUCGAGCUUGGUACACCUUUGGCAAUGGACUGCAGAUCAUCUCGGCGUUGGGUCUCCAUCGAAAAAGUGCGAGAAAGCGCCAGCUCACUUCGAGCCCCGUCGACUAUAUACAGUCGCAAUUCCGUGUGCGCACCUUUUGGACAGCGUACAUCUUGGACAAGAUCGCCCAAAUCAUCAGCAAGAUAUCGCGUGAGGUCUACUCGAUCAAACCCAUAUCGGAGGAAGAACGCAUCUCCGCCGCACAUCGACUCAGUAAAGAAGUCCACGAGUGGAAGGAGAGCCUGCCACCAUAUUUGGGCUCCAUCCAUCCUUCAAUGCUGGUUCCAAGCUUCAGGCGGAAAUCCAUCGUCCUCAAGCUUGGCUACAGUCACGCCAUUAUGCACGCCAACAGGCUGUUCCUCCUGGCGACGGUGUACCCGGAGAGCGAAACCCAGAUUGCCGAGUGUCUGGGUGCCGCUCGCAGCGUGUUCGAGACAGUUGAUGGCCUAGCUGCCGAGGGCCCAAUCUUUCACGCCUUUUGGUGGACGCAACGCAUCUUGCCAAAGCAACGGCCACAAACUCCCCCAGUCGGCGGUAUGCCGUCAUCUUGGAGGAGUUUCGUUCCGAAGCCAUGGGAAUUCCGCCAGUGCCCGGUGGCGACAGUGGUCACCUGGCGGAAAUGCAGCCGGGACAGGCGAUGCACUCUGAAGCGCAGGUAG